GGGGCGAGCUGUGGGAUGAGCUGCCACAAUGACACCAUGUGCAGUCGCGGGGAGAAGUGCUGCACCCUUGGCUGCUGUGCCCGCUGCGUGCCUGCCGAGCCAGCCAAACCUGGCCUCUGCCCACGGAAGCGUGUGCAGAGAAGCACUGCUGCCUGCCACAACCGCUGCACCGAUGACCGGGACUGCCCCGGGGACCGCAAGUGCUGCUUCUCCGGCUGUGGGCUGGCCUGCGCCCCCCCAGACAGAGGGAGCCGCCGUGCCAUAGCGAAGCCUGGCACGUGCCCCAUGGUGCUGCGGGGCUCCCUGGGACCCUGCCUGGAGCUGUGUGACACUGACAGCAACUGCCCCGGAGCCGCCAAGUGCUGCACCACAGGCUGUGGCCAUGUCUGCAAACCACCCAUCAAGGGUAAAGCCACUGAGCCCUGUGGAUCCAAGACCCCCAUGUCCCCUCCCUGCCCUAUCCCAGCUGAUGGUGACCGGGCAGCCGAGUGCCUCCUCCUGUGCCUGCAGGACAAGGAUUGUCCCCCCGGUCAGAAGUGCUGCCUUCAAGGCUGUGGCCGGGCGUGCAUCCCCCCACUGCAGGCACGGCCAGCCUGCCACAGCCAGCAGCCCGGCUUCAGCUGCCCCGUCACCCCAGGCACCCCCACCAGAGAUUUUAAACCCAACCCCGCCUCAGCUCCAGACACACACGACAUCCCCAGCAGCACCAUGAGGCCAGGGGUUUUCCUCCUCCUGGCGCUCCUUGCUCUCAGGGCAGAGCCCGGCACUGUACCAGAGGAGAAAGGCACCCUGGCUGUUGCCAUCGGCCAGGCGCUGCUGUGCCAGCGAGAGAGGAUCACUAGAAACCCGGUGCCUGCCCAGCGGCUGCCCCCGAGGGGCCCUUACCUGUGCUCCUUCCCCUGCCUGGAGGACAAGGACUGCCUGGGAGCACAGAAGUGCUGCCUGCUGGGCUGUGGCCUUGCCUGCCUGGAGCCAGUGCAGGAUAAGACUCACCAUGACAUGGCCGUGGGCCCCUCCGUGCUGUAG
Messenger RNA from Phalacrocorax carbo (great cormorant), 1026 nucleotides. The record is from RefSeq and is a predicted model, not a curated record. Lineage: Eukaryota; Metazoa; Chordata; Aves; Suliformes; Phalacrocoracidae.